CAAGAUGGCGGCGCUCGGGAGAGGGAAGGGGGGAGAUGGAGGGGAGGUGACUUUAGGCCUACCGAGUGAAGCUUGUCACAAUUGCAUCUCGAGUGCGUGUGAGUGCGUGCGAGACGAUAGGAUGAUGGACGCGUGCCAGGAUUGUUUAUCGCUUCCCGCUAUCGUUGCCGUUGCCAUCGAGGGUGGCUGUGCUCUGUAACGAUUAGUGCAUCGCGCAACUGAUGAACAACAAGAUGCUCGCCUUCGUGGACGAACGUACGCGACGCCGGGACUGGCAUUGAUACAAGUACGCGCUCUCUGCGCUGCACCGUGCCGCGAUCCACCUCGUACAUGUCAGUGUAUUGAGCCAAAAUGGCAGCCACGUUAACCGUCGAGCAGGAGCAAGCUACAAAGGAAUUUAUAGAAGCUGUGAAUAAAUGUAGAGCUGGGAGACGAGCUGGGCCGGUAUCCUGGAGUACCGCGUUAAAAUUCUUAGCUGCGCGAAAGUUUGAAGUUCAACGAGCUUUAGCUCUGUAUGAGCAGCACGAAGCCACUAGAAGAAGAGAGGGACUGGCGAUCUUGCAUCCUACUCAGGAACCUUUACUCAGUGAACUACGCACAGAAAAAUUUACCGUUCUGCCAUCUAGAGAUGCAACAGGUGCAGCGAUAGCUAUUUUUACCGCACAUUUACAUCUUCCACAAAAUACUACACAUCAAACGACUCUGCAAGGUGUUGUCUAUCAAUUAGAUGCUGCUCUAGAAAGUGCAGAAACGCAGAAGCAUGGUCUAAUUUUUAUUUAUGACAUGUCUGACAGCAAAUAUCAGAAUUUUGAUUAUGACUUGUCCCAGAAAAUUUUGACACUUUUGAAGGGUGGUUAUCCAGCAAAACUAAAAAAGGUCUUGAUCGUGACGGCUCCGUUGUGGUUUAAAGCGCCCUUCAAGAUCCUCCGAUUAUUCGUUCGUGAAAAAUUGAGGGACCGAGUGUUCACAGUAUCCAUUCCUCAAUUGACAUUGCAUAUUCCACGAGAAUCAUUACCACAUCGUUUAGGCGGCACGUUGGAGAUACAGCAUGAAGCAUGGCUACUUCAUUGUCUUAAAUCCAUGACUAACCGAGGCGGGGGUGAACUUUGUGAGGUCGCCCCAAGAGUAGAUACACCCACGUCGCCCACGGCGAAGGAUGAUACGGUUCAUCAAAAUCUUAAUGAAACUGCAACGCACAGUACUCCGACUAGUCCUAUAAUCGAUAAAAACAAACAGGUGAAAAAUGGUGUGUCGAAUAUUGCCGACAUCGAAAUCACCACUGCAAAUAGUGAGAUAGCAUGGCCGGAAAUCGAUGAGGCGCCAUCCCCAGUUCAGGCUCCGUCCUCAGCUAGUUCCGGUUUUAGUGACGAUGAUAGCCUUCACGGCGAGCCUUCCGGGCUUCAAACUUUCACUAUGGAACAACUUGUAGCAGAUCUAAAAGUGCGAGGACGUGCUGGUCUCAUAAAAGAAUAUACGGAAAUUAGGCAGAGACCGCCGGAUGGUUCAUUUAAUAAUGCAAAAUUAAAAUCUAAUCAAUCAAAGAAUCGUUACACCGACGUGCUUUGCUAUGAUCAUAGCAGAGUCUGCCUUUCGCAAAUAGAUGGAGAUGCAACAUCCGAUUACAUAAACGCAAAUUUUGUCGAUGGUUACAAGCAAAAGAACGCGUUUAUCAGUACUCAGGGUCCUCUUCCGAAAACUUGCGGUGAUUUCUGGAGGAUGGUUUGGGAACAACAAACACUGGUCAUUGUCAUGACUACGAGAGUGGUGGAGAGAGGGCGUACAAAGUGUACACAGUACUGGAAUCCGGAACCGGGUUAUGACGUACAAGUGGGUGGCUUUACAAUAACUACUCUCGAAGUUGAUAAAAAUCGUGAUUACACAAUAUCCAUGCUUCUUAUUACAAAUACAAAGACUGAUGAGACGAGGGAGGUUUGCCAUAUGCUUUACACGGCAUGGCCAGAUUAUGGUGUUCCUAAGUCGGCUUCAGCUUUAUUGCAGUUCUUGUCUUUGGUGAGACAGCAACAGAGCAAAUUACUCGCCAGCAGAGGAGAUACAUGGGCCGGACAUCCUCGAGGACCACCUAUAGUUGUACAUUGCAGUGCUGGCAUUGGAAGAACAGGUACAUUUUGCACCUUGGACAUUUGCAUAUCGCGACUUGAGGACACUGGAACUGUGGACAUACGAGGAACUGUUGAAAAGAUCAGAUCACAGAGGGCCUACAGUAUUCAAAUGCCAGAUCAGUACUUUUUUUGCCAUGUUGCUCUAGUGGAGUAUGCGUGUUCUAAAGGACUGCUUAGCGUACAAAAUGUCUCUGUGCUCUCUCCAUCGAUCGAAGAGGAUUCCGAUUAAGAAAAUGAGAGUUUUGCUAUCAUUAUCGGAUUGAUGUUCUUCCCAAGUAUGCAUAUAUAUGGUAUCCUUAAAAUAGCCUAUUUCUAUCUUAUAAACGACUGAAAGUUAUUUUUCGCUAUUGUUCCCAUCGAUGUAACGAUUUAACUUCUCGCUGUUACAUCCCACACUCCUAAAAAUUGGAUGGGUUCUUUUUCUCAAAGUCAAAUGUAAGCGAAUAGGAAACUUCACAUUCCUGUUCCUUUCGUCGGGCUCUGAUGAAUACUAUAUAAUUCUAUAUAAAGGUGCAUCAAAAAGCACUAAUUACAAAGAUAAGUAUUUUAUUAGUAAAAUAAGAAUUUGGCAUGUAAACAAUUCUGUGUAUCGUAUCUUGACUCUCUCAGAUAUAAGUUAUCAUGAGAAUAUAAAGUUAUGACUAAUCUUUCAAAAUUUAUUUGGACUUACAAUAUUAAAUUGAAUUUUUAAUCACAUAAUGAGGAGAAUAUCUAUAAUUGUAAUGUGUGUUAUGCAGUUUCAGUGUUAUAAUUUAGUACACCAGGGAGUCGAUUGUAUACUUGUCCCUUAGGGCGAAAAAAUGAAAAGUUUCGCGUAAAUUCUAUGAUUUCGCUCGAUCAUGUAACUCUCCUAACCGCGGAAAUGUGAAACUUUUUAUGUGAACUUUUUUGCCAUGAAACUUGGUGGCGGAAAGGCAGAAAUCUAUUUUGGAAUAAAUGUGAUACAUUCUUGUUAGUAUUGCAUUAACAGAAGAAAGGUUUGUCGUGCAAUGCUGUACUAAUAAUAAUAAUCCCCUUUAGCUAUAAAGCCUAGAAUCCAUGUUUAAUGAUUUCACUUUCCGCGCAUCCAAGCUACAUAAUCAAUAUGCGUAAUAAAUUUCGUGAAAUCUGGAUGAACAAAAAAUGAAAAAUGAGUGAAUAUGCAUAAAAGGUCAUAAUACUUCACCGAUUUAAUCGUCACUUACGUAUGUUGUAGGAGUGUUCUGAAUAAUUCCCCGUCAGUAUCAAGUGAUAGACAGCAUUGGUUUAGGAGAUAUAACAAAUUGAAGUUUGACAUAAAGUUUGUGUAUGCUAUAAUAAUCUGUUAUUUUAUGAUUGAAAUAUUAAAUAUUAAAUUGGUGAAGUGUGACCUUUGCAUAUUUAUUUUGUAGGUGUGGCAUUUUAUUUUUUAGGUGUGCAUAUUUACCGAAAAGUGAAAAGUUUCAUGUGAAAUGACAUGAUCGAUUCCCUGUAACUAAAUAUAUAUUAAUCACAAAUAUUAGUCAUUACUUUGCGUUCCUACAACAAUUGCAUAGAUCCAGUUUAUACUCAUUAUUUAUACUUAUUAUUUAUACUUUAUUCAUAUUUAUAUACUUUUACUCAUAUUUUCACAAAGUUAAUAUACUUGAUACAAACAUAGUUGAAUUAAAAUGUUUGGUGCGUACUAUUUUGGUUCAUAAAAGUGUAUGGUAUAAAUUAGGCCAUAGGAAUAUUCUUACGAGAUUAUGAAUAAGUUUAUUUGAGAGAGUUAAAUUCGAUCGUGCUAAAAGUGAAGAAACCAA
Formica exsecta is the source of this 3880-nucleotide messenger RNA. RefSeq names its product tyrosine-protein phosphatase non-receptor type 9 (gene Ptpmeg2). The record is from RefSeq and is a predicted model, not a curated record. The coding region runs from base 352 to 2349 and encodes 665 amino acids. Gene Ontology annotation, biological process: protein dephosphorylation. The transcript has 10 exons. Gene Ontology annotation, molecular function: protein tyrosine phosphatase activity. NCBI's taxonomy places the organism in Eukaryota, Metazoa, Arthropoda, Insecta, Hymenoptera, Formicidae.